Messenger RNA from Durusdinium trenchii, 345 nucleotides. The record is from the annotation of a GenBank genome assembly. Lineage: Eukaryota; Dinophyceae; Suessiales; Symbiodiniaceae.
AUGCACGUGGUGAUAGUCCUGGAGGUGCUUUGUGCACUGGUUUUGUGGCAUCUGCGCCUCUCCGGGGGGGGGAUUCCAACGGGUUUUCGUGUGCCCGACACCAUCAGCAGCAUCGCCACGCUACCUCUCGUGGUGCGGUGGGGCCGCGUUAGCCAAGGAGCGGUACAAGCCAGCAAUGCCCACCACCGCGAGACGCCCAGGGAUCUGGUUGAGGAUGGCCACGGCAUUGUCCUGCAAGUGGCACCUGAGGAGUCGAACCCUCACCCGGUUCUUCGGCGACGUCGUCGAACCGAAGUGAAGCGGAUCUUAGACUCCUCGAGUCGGACCUCGAGUCGGUUGUCAUGA